GCACCGCGCACCCGACCGCGAAGCACCAUGUCCGCAGGCGCUGCCACCUGAGCGGAGCGCCCAGCUCUCGCUACAAAACAAACGCGAACGCGAGAUUCGAACCCCCUUCAGUCGCAAGGAGCCUAGGGUGUAACCGGGAAUUAACACAGAUGUGCUAGAGGUUGUAAAAAGAAGAAGCAGCCAUGUCGUCGGUGAAGGUGGCGGUGAGGGUUCGCCCCUUCAACACGCGGGAGAUCACCCGCGAAUGCAAAUGUAUCAUCGAGAUGAGUGGAAAUACUACAGUGAUUGUAAAUCCGAAAGCCCCACCGGGCUCCAAGGAUGGCGCCAAGAGUUUCAACUUUGAUUUCUCGUACUGGUCUCACAACCCGAGUGAUCCGGAAUUCUCAUCGCAAGUCAUGGUGUACAAAGACAUCGGCGAGGAGAUGUUACAACAUGCUUUUGAUGGCUACAACAUAUGCAUAUUCGCCUACGGCCAGACGGGGGCAGGUAAAUCGUACACAAUGAUGGGUCGUGGGGAGGAUAGCCAAGAAGGAAUCAUCCCUCAGAUCUGCAAGGACCUCUUCAGGCGCAUUAAGCAGACUACAUCCGAUGACCUUAAGUAUUCUGUCGAAGUAUCCUACAUGGAGAUUUACUGCGAGCGAGUACGCGACCUGCUGAACCCUAAAAACAAAGGCAAUCUUCGUGUCCGCGAGCACCCAGCCCUUGGACCGUAUGUGGAGGACCUUAGCAAACUCGCCGUCACAUCUUACCAGGACAUUUACGACCUUAUUGAUGAAGGAAAUAAGGCCAGGACGGUGGCGGCAACCAACAUGAACGAGACUUCGUCACGCUCGCACGCUGUCUUUACGAUUUUCUUCACGCAGCAGCGUCACGAUAGAACCACCGACUUGAUGUCCGAGAAGGUAUCAAAGAUAUCACUAGUGGACUUGGCGGGAUCGGAACGCGCGGACUCCACUGGCGCAAAAGGCACGCGCCUCAAGGAAGGCGCUAACAUCAACAAGUCGCUCACAACGUUGGGAAAAGUCAUAUCUGCGCUUGCUGAAAUCUCGGCGUCAAAGAGCAAGAAGUCUAAGAAGGCAGACUUCAUACCUUACCGAGACUCCGUGCUUACUUGGCUGCUGCGAGAGAACUUGGGCGGCAACUCUAAAACAGCUAUGAUUGCUGCCAUCUCACCAGCUGAUAUUAAUUAUGACGAGACACUUAGCACGCUCAGAUACGCUGACCGCGCGAAGCAGAUAGUCUGCAAAGCUGUGGUCAACGAAGACGCGAACGCCAAACUCAUCCGCGAACUCAAGGAGGAGAUCCUCAAGCUGCGCGAACUCCUCAAGGCAGAAGGCAUCGAAGUCGCAGAAGGACCAGAUGGUAGAGUUCUUUAUGAAAAGAAAGAAACGAGAGAGGAGAACUCGUCACCCAUCCGUAAGAAGAGUGAGGCUGAAGCGCUGUCGCCGAAACUGUCGCGAGCUGCCACUACAAUCGCUGAAGAGGCAGUCGAUCAACUACAGGCUUCGGAGAAACUCAUUGCAGAACUAAACGAAACAUGGGAAGAGAAGCUCAAGCGUACCGAGCAAAUUCGAGUGCAACGCGAAGCGGUCUUCGCUGAGAUGGGGCUUGCCGUGAAAGAGGGCAUCACCGUGGGCGUCUACUCACCUAAGAAGACUCCGCAUCUUGUCAACUUGAAUGAGGACCCCAACCUGUCAGAGUGCCUCAUCUAUUACAUUAAGGACGGUAUAACGCGUGUGGGCACAUCCGAAGCUCGUGAGCCGCAGGACAUACAAUUGUGCGGCGCGCACAUUCUAUCCGAGCACUGCAUCUUCGAGAAUACGGAUGGUGUCAUCUGCCUCAUCCCGCAUCGCGAGGCUCUUGUCUAUGUCAACGGCCGUGAGGUGACAGAGCCAAUUAUACUGAAGAGUGGUUCCCGCGUGAUCUUGGGCAAGAACCACGUGUUCCGUUUCACGCACCCUGGCCAGCCGCGCGAAGAGAUUGUCAGCGACAAAGGAGACACGGAGGCUGUACCUGAUAUGACCACCUCAACAAGCAGCGCAGAUGCGGAGAACGUGGACUGGGACUUCGCGCAAUGCGAGCUGCUGGAGAAGCAAGGCAUUGACCUCAAGGUGGAGAUGCAGAAACGGCUGCUGGUCCUUGAGGAGCAGUUCCGCCGUGAGAAGGAGCACGCUGAUCAACAGUUUGAGGAACAGAGAAAGAACUAUGAAGCCCGUAUCGAUGCACUGCAGCGCCAGGUGGAAGAGCAAAGCGUCACCAUGUCCAUGUACUCCUCGUACACCCCUGAGGACUUCCAUAAUGAUGAGGACAUAUUUGUGAAUCCCCUGUUUGAGACAGAGUGUUGGUCGGCUCGCGAGCUGGGGCUGGCGGCGUGGGCGUUCCGCAAGUGGAAGUACCACCAGUUCACCUCCUUGAGGGACGACCUAUGGGGGAAUGCUAUCUUCCUAAAGGAAGCAAACGCAAUAUCAGUAGAGCUACGCAAGAAAGUGCAAUUCCAAUUCACCCUCCUCACGGACACCCCCUACUCCCCGCUCCCCGCCGAGCUGGCCCCACGCGACGACGCGGACGACGAGUACCGCCCCAGCGCCCCGACUGUUGUCGCUGUCGAGGUCACGGAUACUAAGAACGGCGCUACACAUUACUGGACUCUUGAAAAAUUACGCCACCGCCUGGAGCUGAUGCGCCAGAUUUACAACAUGAACGAGAGCGCGUACCCUGAAGACGAGGAGCCUCCUCCUCUACUGGUCCUCGCUCCUCCUCCCGCGGUGCUGGCGCAACAGCAACAGCAGGAUAUCCUGCAGUGCAUUUCGGCGUGUGCGCAACAGACGCGGCUAUCACUGGCCAAUCUGCUGCCUUCGAGACAACGCCUCGAGCUAAUGCGCGAGAUGUACCACAACGAGGCGGAGCUCUCUCCCACCUCGCCCGAUCACAACAUCGAGUCCGUCACCGGCGGAGACCCUUUCUACGAUAGAUUUCCCUGGUUCCGUCUAGUGGGAAGGAGCUUCGUAUACCUGUCGAACCUGUUGUAUCCGGUUCCGCUCAUUCACAAGGUCGCCAUCGUGAAUGAGAAAGGAGACGUGAAAGGUUACCUGCGCGUAGCUGUACAGGCUGUCAUCGACGCUGAAAAGAACAAUGGCGAGUUCGCAGCGGGCGUGAAGCAGUCGGCGAAGAUCUCGUUCGACGAGGACGUGGCGCCGACGCGGUCCAGGCUCAAGGCACUGGCGAGCGUCGACAAGAACAACAUGAUGAACCUUGAAGACCGCAUUGGGGAAAUGCCCGAUUCAAAUAUUAAGAUAGAAGAAUUAGGUGCAGUGGAGUGCGACGCGGAUGCAGAUAGCGGACGCGGCGAUAGCUCGCUCGCGUCAGAGCUGAAGGACGAAGAACUACCAGAACACUUGACUUUGGGCCGCGAAUUUACGUUCCGUGUCACCGUGCUACAGGCGCAUGCCGUCUCCACUGACUAUGCCGACGUAUUCUGCCAGUUCAACUUCCUUCAUCGUAACGAAGAUGCAUUCUCUACAGAGCCUGUCAAGAACGCCGGGAAGAACACACCGCUUGGCUUUUAUCACGUACAGAAUAUCACAGUUCCGAUAACAAAAUCAUUUGUCGAAUAUAUAAAAACACAACCGAUUGUUUUCGAAGUCUUCGGACACUACCAGCAACAUCCUCUUCAUAAGGACGCCAAACAAGAUGGCGUUGUAGGUCGCACGCCGCCCCGUCGCAUGCUGCCGCCCAGCAUCCCGAUCUCCGCGCCCGUACGCAGUCCUAAAUGGGGAGCCGCCGCCGUGGCACCACCUUGCUGCUCCUCGCAUCUGCACUCCAAACACGACCUUCUUGUUUGGUUCGAGAUUUGCGAACUCGCACCCAACGGAGAAUAUGUGCCAGCGGUGGUGGAGCACAGUGACGACCUGCCCUGUCGCGGCCUGUUCGUCUUGCACCAAGGCAUCCAGCGCCGAAUCCGCAUCACGAUCCUCCACGAACCCUCGCAGAACCUCGUCUGGAGCGAUGUCCGUGAGCUGGUUGUUGGCCGGAUUCGCAACACUCCAGAGGCCAACGAAGACACAACAGACGGCGACGAAGACGGCGCACUGUCACUCGGCUUGUUCCCCGGAGAACGACCUACGCUUGAUGACAGGGCUGUAUUCAGAUUCGAAGCAGCCUGGGACAGCAGCUUGCACGGGUCACCGAUGCUGAACAGGGUCAGCCAGAACGGAGAAGUUGUCUACAUCACACUGAGUGCUUAUCUUGAGGUGGAGAACUGCAGCCGUCCGGCUAUAGUCACAAAGGAUCUGUCCGUCGUGGUGGUAGGCCGCGAUGCGCGUUCGAGCCGCUCGCUGCGCCGCGCGCUCUUCGGUUCGCGAGCCGCAAAGGCUGACCACCUCACUGGGGUAUAUGAGCUCAGUCUGCACAGGGCGCUUGAACCAGGAGUGCAAAGACGCCAGAGACGAGUUUUGGACACCAGCGGCACGUACGUGCGCGGUGAAGAGAACCUGCACGGUUGGAGGCCGCGCGGAGACUCGCUCAUCUUCGAUCACCAGUGGGAGCUGGAGAAGAUGACGCGUUUAGAGCAGGUUGGACGCACACGGCACUUCCUCUCGCUGCGCGAGCGCCUGCGCCAUGGUCACGAGAACACUGUGGCACCCAAUGACUUUACUAAGACAGAGAAGGAGGUAAGCAACAUGGCGGCCAAGGCGGCGGCAGAAUGCGCGCACGCAACGCGCGACGAGUCGGUCUACGAGCCGUGGGAGAUGACGCCACGAGAGAAGGAGGUCGCCACUAAAUACAUCAAACUCAUACAGGGAAGAAUAGGAACAACGGGCAAAGAGGUGGAGACGGCAGUGUCUCCAGCUACGCCAGUGGACGAAGGCGUCUCUGCAGAUAUCUCCACUCCCAGUCUGCUCUCGUCCAUACACAGCGCUAGCAGCAUAGAGUUGUGUUCCCCGGAGCGUCUUCUCCUCGAGAAACAGAUGGCUGCGUGGGGCGGAGUGAGUGGAGCCGCAGGUGGUGCAUUGUACGUACCCGAGUGCGAGGAAGUUCGCGUCUCGGCCGCUGUGGCUCGCCGCGGAUAUCUCAACGUGCUGCAGCACGGCACACACGGAUGGAAGAAACGCUGGCUGGUGGUACGGCGACCAUACGUAUUUAUCUACCGCGACGAGCGCGAUCCCAUCGAACGCGCCGUCAUCAACCUCGCCAACGCGCACGUCGAAUACUCCGAAGACCAGGAGCAGAUGGUGCGCAUGCCCAACACAUUCAGUGUGGUGAGCAAGGAACGUGGCUACCUUCUGCAGACACUAGGCGACAAAGAGGUUCAUGACUGGCUGUACGCCAUCAAUCCAUUGCUCGCUGGACAAAUUAGGUGUGUGCACACAGGUCGCGGUCAGCGCGGCGCGGCGCGGGCGGUGCCAUCGCGGCCGGCGACCGCACUGCGCAAGAAGCAUGAGACAACCUCACAAUGGAGUCUAUCCUCGUUUUUUAAAUGCGUCACAGACGCCGGCAGUCUAACCGCGCACAGGGCGUUACACACCGCGCAUCCGAUGCCCAGGUAUUGAAACACCUCUAAACGUUGAUACGAGAUCACUGACUAAUGUGCGAUCACCCUUAAUAGAUGUCGAAUUUCGGGUCCGAUGUUUAAGAAAUGUAGUGGGUAUACAAUAAUCUACACAUACAAUGUAAUACUUCGUUUAAUAAUUUUUGACGAUGAUCGAACUUCGUGACAUUGUUAUAUUCAUAUUUGUGUAGUUUGGAUUGAAAGUUCACAAUACCAAUCUAAUUCGAAAACAAUACACGACUGUAUUGUUGAAUCUGGUUAAUGACUUGCGACAAAAUAUCAUCAGUUGUCUGCAUAAAGGAGCAGUAUCUGUGGCUGGUUUGGUGGGAUGUAGCUGUCAACCAAAGACCAGGGAAUUUUGGAAACCCUGGUAAAUGUGAAUGAGCUUCACCCAUAUUAUCAUAGUGCAAUAGCAAUCACUAAAUGCGAAAAUUAAACAUAGAAUCAAUUACUUUAGCAUAUCUCUGAUGUUUAGCAGUAUUAUCGAAACCAAAUGCAUUAAAUGCAAAAUACGAUUUAUACGUAAAUAAUAUUAUCUAUAAUGUGUCGUUAUAUUGUUUUAAUUCGAGAAUUUUAACAAUCGAAGGUCGUAAUGAGUAGAUGGGACCAAACCGGUGCACCGAACACGGAAGAACGGGGUAAAUAGAAAAUAUUUACAGAGAAAAAUUGAAAAAUACAGAACAAUAAUGUAUGAUUAGAGAAAAAAUGAGGCUGUUUCAAUAUUUAUAAAGGAUGCCCGAUGUUUAUCCCCUUUUUAUUUAGUGUAUAUUUAUGUAACGCAUUAGACAAUGUAAGGUCUACAGACCAUUGUAACGUAAACCAAAGUUUGUAACGAACCGCAUGGAGUCAAGAUGGUUUGGCUUAAGUUGCAAUAUCUAUAGUUGUCUUUACGGAUUUUUACAUCUAUAUGUAUUUGUAUAGUUUUUGUCUUGUAACAAUAUUCGUAUGAGAAUGUAACUGGUGGAAUAAGAUUGUAAUAAUUUUUACGCAAUAAAUUGUAAAUGUCUAAUGAUAGCUGCGCACAAAUGUAACAUGUCGGCGGUGUUCCAUAGACUCCAUUUUGUAAGGCGAAAUAUAAGAAUUUAAUGUGAAUGUGAGGAGACAAAUUACUGAAAAUACUUAUUAAAGAUUUUCUUCUGAUGUUGGAUACAUUUAUUAAUGUAAUUUACCUUGUAUAUACGUAUGACCCGAACGGUAGAGUAUAUAUAUGUUGAGGCUCAAAGGCCAAUUUCUAAGAUGUGGCCGUAGUCCGUAUAACGUCAUACGUAAAGUUACUUCUCACAUUAGUAUCGAUUGUAAAUACAUAAUUAUAAACCAAGUAGUUAAUGUAGACUACGCGUUCAAAAGAAAUAUAACAAUUGUACGCUGAUAUUUUGUAGUUCCAGGUUUAUUUAGAUGUUAUUUUUUAUGUUGUAACAAACGUAUUUUUUUUCUAAUUUUAAAUAAUUUGAAUGAAUUGUAUAAAGUAGGUUAAUGUGGUGUUACCGAUGUAGUGUAUUAAUUCCAGAUUUUUUUCAGGACGAGCGAUGAACAAGCUACUCUUGGAUCACUAGUAUACUAUCGACAUACUCUUAAGAAUACAAAAGGUACAAAAAUUUGCCUCUUUAGUGGGGUAACUUAACACCUUUAAACGCUUUUAUACUAGUGAACACAGGGGUACAUUCCGCGUCUAGUCAUGUCCUCGCAUUGUAUGUUACAUAGUAUGUGAUAGAGGUAGCUACAUACGUUAUUACAAUACAUGCUGUGCCGCGAACAAUCACCACGUAGUAUGUUAAUUAUUCACAUUCACCGGUCCAUUGUCACUUAGUAUUUGUACUGAAAUACAUUUAUUGUCCAUCGGGGUAAAUUCGUCUACCGUUUUGUUAUUUUUUUUUAAUUGGCAGAAAACGGUCAUUAACACUGCUGCCCUGUGGUGUCAGAAAUGGGCAACAGUUGUUAAAAUGUGACAAUUUUCUUUACUUUUGAAGAAUACUAUUUUACCCCGGUUGACCGUAUGACAUUGUAGGUAGAUAAUUGAUGUGAGGCUAGUUUUAUAUGGAUGACAUUCCGUUGUCUUUCUUUUGAUAUCAACAGUCUGUUGUAAGUCCAAAACAAUUCUUAAUCUCGUUACCGCUUCAAUAAAUGUUGAAUAUAAUAAUUGUCACUAUUACUGUCGCUUUUAGGUGACUAUUUUCAAAUUCAUUCGGAAUUUAACGAGCGAAAAUAGAUGUAUUGAUUAUCGGCAAAUUAUAAGCUUAUGUGACUAGUCUUCAUGUAAAUAACUUCUAGUUCAUUUGGUACUUACAUGAGUUGCAGUUAAAAUAAAAAUUGCUUUCUUGAAAUGUCCAGUCACCAGCUUAAUACACUGAUGUAGACUAUACUCUGCUACACUAGAGAAUAUCCUGAUAAUAAUAUAGUCUAGAAUAAAAUAGAUGUAAGAUCAAAAAAGUAUUAUCCAAAAUUUAGACAUGCUGUGUGUGUGACAUUUAUAAUGUUCUUUGAAUUUGGAAUGGGAUUAUUAUCGGGUACUCCAUCAGGUUAAUUGC
Molecule: messenger RNA, 8073 nt
Organism: Hyposmocoma kahamanoa
Lineage: Eukaryota; Metazoa; Arthropoda; Insecta; Lepidoptera; Cosmopterigidae
Gene: unc-104
Product: kinesin-like protein unc-104
Exons: 40
Coding region: 183-5549 (1788 amino acids)
Biological process (GO): microtubule-based movement
Molecular function (GO): microtubule binding; microtubule motor activity; ATP binding
Source: RefSeq, a predicted model, not a curated record